Prunus armeniaca (apricot) is the source of this 945-nucleotide messenger RNA. Lineage: Eukaryota; Viridiplantae; Streptophyta; Magnoliopsida; Rosales; Rosaceae. The record is from the annotation of a GenBank genome assembly.
AUGACUUUGAGGCCGGAGCAUAACUUGAACAGGUUUAUCUCCAUUCUGGGAUUGAUUGGCAAUGGCCGAACUAUCCCGGUUGGAAAUUUGAGAGGGAAGAUUGGCCUUCUGGUUCUUCGUGGAGGGAAGAGGCGUUUCCAGAUAUCAGGAGCCAGUCCAGAAACCUCGUCGUCAUCCAAAAAGAUCCGUAGUUCCCCUAAAUCCGCUUUCAAAAAUCUCUGUUCCCACCUCCUACACUCACCACCUACUCAAAAAGGGUUAGGGUUUGUGCCCCGAAAGUACAAAGAAAGGGGGAAAAAGAUGCAGCAGCCACAGCAAAUGAUCCCUGUGAUGCCUACUUCAUUUCCACCCACUAACAUCACCACCGAGCAAAUUCAGAAGUACCUUGACGAGAACAAAAAAUUGAUUCUGGCAAUAUUGGAUAAUCAAAACCUUGGAAAACUUGCUGAGUGUGCCCAGUACCAAGCUCAGCUUCAAAAGAAUCUGAUGUAUUUAGCAGCUAUUGCUGAUGCACAACCACAGGCACCAACGGUGCCUGCUCAGAUGGCCCCACAUCCUGCUAUGCAACAAGCAGGAUAUUACAUGCAACAUCCUCAGGCAGCAGCAAUGGCUCAGCAACAGGGUAUUUUCCCCCCAAAGAUGCCAUUGCAGUUCAAUAACCCGCACCAAAUGCAUGAUGCAGCACAGCAGCUACACCAGCAGCACCAACAAGCCAUGCAAGGGCAAAUGGGAAUGAGAGCUGGAGGGGCCAAUGGCAUGCCUUCCAUGCAUCAUACUGAAGCCACACUUGGUGGUGGUAGUGGUGGCCCAACUUCAGCUGGAGGGGGUCCAAACGAUGGGCGUGGAGGAAGCAAGCAAGACAACUCGGAGGCUGGGACAGGUGGUGAUGGCCAGGGGAGCUCAGCCGGCGGGCACGGCAAUGGUGAUGGAGAAGAUGGAAAGUGA